Molecule: messenger RNA, 1062 nt
Organism: Acromyrmex echinatior (Panamanian leafcutter ant)
Lineage: Eukaryota; Metazoa; Arthropoda; Insecta; Hymenoptera; Formicidae
Source: RefSeq, a predicted model, not a curated record
CUACAAAUGCUGUCUUCGUAAGCAAACAAGUUUAGUGCAAAUUUAUAUUUAUCGUCAAAAUAAGCAAAAGUUGUUAAUAUAACGAAUAAAACGUAGAACAAAAUAAAUGAUCAAGUUAAUGUUCGAAUGCAAAUAACCGGGAGCAAUUAGCAAAUAGAACAUUAAUUCGAGACAUCGCACUGUCUGCUCCGAACAUUAUUUGAAACUUUUAUCACUUACGGAAUCAAUUAAGACGACUAGAACGUCAGGUUGUCAAAAGAUUGUAUUAAACUAAUUAAUUCUGUCGAAGAUUUCUACCAAAAGGUAACGAUAAAAAGGAGCGACAUACGUUAGAAAAGUGGCUAAUCGCAAAAAAUUCCGACGAGAAAAGAAAGGAAAUAAAAAACGCCAGUCGAAAUCGACAGAUUUUGAUACUUCUAAUAAAGUAAAGCUAAUCAUUUGCAAAAUGAAGAUACCACUUCUGAUUCUUUGUCUGACUGUAGUGUACGGUGCCUGCCAGACAUAUGAUGAAGGAGAUUACGUGACUAAAGUAAUACAAAAUAAUGGAGAUUACAAAAACUCUGCAAAUGUGCCUUUCGAAAGAUCUCUCGCGAGAUACAAGAGAACCAUUUUAUCAGUUAUACCAACUCCCAUAAACGCACUCAGAAGCUUAUUGGAAUUUAACGAUGUUAAAUCCACAGAUAAAAAUUUCAUGACUUUUAUAAGUGAUUUAUUGACUGGAAAAGAUGUAUCCGAAAUAGCUUCAGCUAACAUCUCGACAUUGCUAAAUCAGUUUAAGAAAGUUAUCCAAAACACAGUCAAUUUCGGACGCGGAAUAAUCAAUGCAUUAUUUGACAAAAUGUUUGAAGUGGCGAAGGUCUUUUUUCUAAAAGUAUUUCUACCCGUUUUGCACGCGGUGUUGAAUAAAGCAAAGGACACUGGAAUAUUACCUGAACAAAUGAAUACUAUGAUCACUGCAUUCAAUAUAUUAUAUAAAGUUUUACAAAUUACUAAACAGGUUCCAAGUUAAAAUUCAAUAAUAAACGAUUUAUUAAGAUCGUACCCGGUAAAAAAUUUUUAUGC